AUUUUUUAAACGACGGAGGAGGAGGAGGACUAGCUGGAGGCGAAUGACGCAGGGGCGACGUGGAAGAUAACAUGUCAUGAGGAUGUUUAUAAAAACUUUAGGAGACAUGGAGGGAAGUUAUCUGAAAUGAAACCGUGUAGAAAUAAAGUCGCCACAUAGGUCGUCCUCAUACCAGAAGUCGUCAAAAUGGACGGAGGGUUGAGUAUUACUUUGAUAUCUGUAGUAAUGUUUGUCGGUUGUUUCCUGCUUGGAGUCGUCCCUCUUUUGUUUAGACUUUCACAGAAAAGCCUACAUUUUGUCUCCAUCCUGGGUGCAGGCUUUUUGUGUGGGACAGCCCUCGCCAUCACCGUCCCUGAAGGAGUGGGCUUGUUACAAGAGGCAUGGACACAUGAGCAAGCUUCUUGCUCUCCUGCGAAUACGACCUCAGCAGGAGCAUCCCCCGCGCCUCAGUUGUACAUCGGGGUAUCGUUAACGUUUGGCUUCACCUUCAUGUUUGUGGUGGAUCAAUUAGGAAGUUACUUUUCCAUGUGUGGACAAACAACGCUAAACAGUGACGCCAUCACAGCCACAUUAGGACUGGUAAUUCAUGCAGCAGCCGAUGGAUUCGCUCUGGGGGCAGUGGUGGCCACCGGCAAGGGGACUGUGCAAGUCAUUGUGUUUUUUGCUGUGAUACUACACAAGGCCCCUGCAGCUUUUGGGUUAGUUGCCUUCCUGAUGCACGCAGGCCUGGAAAAUAAAUCCAUCCAAGGACAUUUGUUGGCCUUUUCAGCUGCAGCACCAGUAGUUGCCAUGGCCACAUACUUCACAUUGCAUGCGUCUUACACUUCCUCUCAAAACCAGCUCAGUGCAACUGGGGUGGGAAUGCUUUUCUCUGCUGGGACGUUCCUAUUUGUGGCCACUGUGCACGUUCUGCCUGAGAUCAUUAGCAGGAGCAGUAGUCAUGGUUGGGCAGGCCAACACUCAAGUCAUCUCCAACAGCAGCAGCGCCACCUAGGGCUUCAGGAGAGCUUCACUCUUGUUCUCGGUAUGGGCCUUCCUGUGAUGCUUGCUCUGGGGCUUCACGACGACUGACAAGGACUUACUCUACGUUUGCAUCCUGAGACAUGCAGUCGCCGUGCCAAAGAAAUAAAAUAUGGAGGACUAUAUCAACAGGUAAUACAUCACAGCAUAUCAGUAACCUCUGGCAAAUGUACUAAGCAGCACAUGAGAACCUGUUAGGGUGCUUACUACUGCACGGUACCAGCUUCGUUAUUCUAAUGCAGGAAAUAGCAAACAAAACAUGAAUCAUUGAAUGCGUCAGCUAGAACAAGACAUGCUAACAAACAGCAAUGAAGGAGAAUGGGUGUCAUAUGUUUACUUCUGUGCAUGUGAAUAUUAGUCCAAAGGAGACUAAGGGCCACAAGAAAAGAAGCCGCUGCAGCCAGUGGGCACUCUGGAAUAUAAUGCCGGUACAGCAACAGGGUAAGCUAACAUUACAAUUCCCUUUGUGUCAGUUUUUUUUGCAAUAUUACAAUGAUGCGUUGAAGACAAAUCUGUUCGACCAAUCAGUGACCAGUAGUGGUAUUUCAUCAGACUUAUGGACUCUGCAUUGCAGCCAUGCUAACUAGGUAAUGACAAUUGUAAGUGUAUAAUGUGAGUCGAGCUGCUUCGAAUCAAUAGCAGGCAAAGGUUAUCAAACCACUUGUUCCAGCAGUUUUGCAGAGUAGGGAUUGUAUUGUUCAAUUUGUAUGAAUAAAUUCAUAUUUUUCAGAUUUAA
Messenger RNA from Nerophis ophidion (straightnose pipefish), 1756 nucleotides. Its product is annotated as zinc transporter ZIP9. The record is from RefSeq and is a predicted model, not a curated record. Gene Ontology annotation, molecular function: metal ion transmembrane transporter activity. The transcript is spliced from 7 exons. Lineage: Eukaryota; Metazoa; Chordata; Actinopteri; Syngnathiformes; Syngnathidae. Gene Ontology annotation, cellular component: membrane. Gene Ontology annotation, biological process: transmembrane transport; zinc ion transport. Bases 187 to 1071 code for a protein of 294 amino acids.